Messenger RNA from Cololabis saira (Pacific saury), 2411 nucleotides. RefSeq names its product transducer of ERBB2, 1b (gene tob1b). Gene Ontology annotation, molecular function: transcription corepressor activity. The transcript is spliced from 2 exons. Gene Ontology annotation, cellular component: nucleus; cytoplasm. The coding region runs from base 372 to 1406 and encodes 344 amino acids. Lineage: Eukaryota; Metazoa; Chordata; Actinopteri; Beloniformes; Belonidae. Gene Ontology annotation, biological process: regulation of gene expression. The record is from RefSeq and is a predicted model, not a curated record.
GCCAAGUUUUAAAGGGCAGAGUUGUAAAAACUCCCAGGCUGCGGGGAGUCAGACUGGAACCCUGAAACACGGAUUCUUCAUCAUCCCCCUCCCCGGCCCCUGCAGACACCAACCCGCCUGGAAUAGACGCGAUAUUUUCAUUUUUAUCUCCCGUAUAAAGCUGCGUUCGGGGGCCGUACGAAUUUACAGAUUCCUGCUUGAAGCAAAGAAGGAGCUGCUGUCUGUUUCCAUGAUCUUGGACCCAACUCUACAGGGAGGGUCUUAAUUUUGUCAAGAAGCACUCAAAGUUUCCUCAUCGCACUGAUCACUGCUGCUUUGGAGGGUUUUUUUGCAACACUGAGAAAAAGCGACUCCUUGUCACUGAAGCAGCUAUGCAGCUUGAAAUUCAAGUAGCUCUCAACUUUAUCAUUUCCUAUUUAUACAACAAACUCCCUAGACGACGUGUGAAUAUCUUUGGCGAAGAGCUCGAGAGGCAGCUGAAGAAGAAAUAUGAAGGCCACUGGUAUCCGGAUAAGCCAUACAAAGGUUCUGGGUUCAGGUGCAUCCACGUAGGGGAGAAGGUGGAUCCUGUGGUGGAGCAGGCAGCCAAAGAAAGCGGGCUGGACAUCGAGGAUGUCCGGAAUAAUCUCCCUCAGGACCUCAGUGUGUGGAUUGACCCGUUUGAGGUGUCUUACCAGAUUGGCGAGAAAGGACCAGUCAAGGUGUUGUAUGUGGAUGAUAACAAUGAGAACGGGUCCGAGCUGGACAAGGAGAUCAAGAACAGCUUUAAUCCUGAGGCGCAGGUCUUUAUGCCGAUCAGCGACCCGGUCGGGGCCUCCUCCGAGUCCAACUCCCCCUCCCCUCCUUUCGGGCAGUCUGCCGCCGUGAGCCCAUCGUUCAUGCCGCGCUCCACCCAGCCCUUGACCUUCACUACUGCCACUUUCGCCGCCACCAAAUUUGGCUCCACGAAGAUGAAGAGCAGCGGCCGUGGCAACAACGCCAACGGCGGCGCGGGCGGCACCGGCAACAACAACAACAACGGCAGUAGCAGCAAGGUGGCCCGUACCUCCCCCACCAAUAACCUGGGUCUGAAUGUCAACACUCUCCUGAAGCAGAAAGCCAUGUCCACCUCCAUGCACUCGUUGUACGGGCUGGGUCUGGGGCAGCAGCAGCAGCAGAAGGCCUCUGCGCUGUCUCCCAACGCCAAGGAGUUCGUGUUCUCCAGCCUCCAGGGCCAGUCCAGCCCCGGAGCCGUGUUCCCCGGCGAGGGCUCCCUGGGGCUCGGCCCUCUGCAGUACAACAAUGCCUUUGACGUGUUUUCAGCCUAUGGAGGCCUCAACGACAAGUCCCUCAUGGAUGGGCUCAACUUCAGCCUGAGCAACAUGCAGUAUUCUAACCAGCAAUUCCAGCCGGUCAUGGCUAACUGAACUCAUCAUCAAUAUGCUAUUUAUGAAUGACGGUGGCUCAAAGAGAAGGAAAAACAAACAAAAAAAACAAGAAACCGCACACUUAGAAACCGAACUGAAGGAUAUGGUGUUUAAUCGGUGAAUCGCAUGUGCCCAAGGGUGUUUUUACCGUUCCCCCUUGAGUUUGUUUCUACUGAAAGCUUGUGGUACAAACACAUCCAAGCUUGGUUACAUCAAUUCAACAUGCAUUGUUGUUUUUCUUUUUUCCUUUUGCCAACCAAGCACAAACCUUCUCUCUUUUUUUUUUCUUUUUUUUUUACUUUGAGAAACUGCUCCAAAAAAAAAAAGCUUCAAGUUUUGGCCUCUUACAGUAUUUUACAGGUGGUAAGACAAGGCUGAUUUUUAUGAAUUGGCACUACUAAGUGGGGUUACUUGGUCUUUUUCUAAUUGUAUAAUUUAAUUUAGUACAAAGUUUGUAAGAUAUCAGAGUAUAUAUUGUUUCUAUGACAUGGUGUUGCAUUUAUAUCUUUUUACUACUCCAGUGAUCUGUGAUGGCUGCAGCAGCUUUUUUCCUUAUUUUUCUUUUUUUAAAGAUAAUUGUUAAAGAAAUUCAUCUUUGAAAGAAAAAAAAAAAAAACAAACAAAAAAAAACUACAUCAAAUAUUCUGGAGAUUGUGUACAGAAUAUUCCUUAGUGGUGGAGUUCAAGUGUAGGAACAUUUUGCUUUUUCUGAAAGACGAAUUGUAUUUUCUGUUAAGAGGUUAAAAAUUUUUGCUAUACUAUGGACAAAAUGUAAUCGUAUGAAUAUUAAUUUUGUACCUACAUCGUGCAAUACUUGAUAAAGAAAAAAAUACGGUAUAACAAAGUAUUUUGAGUCAGUGUCUUAAACGUCAAGAGGGACUGAAAUAGUUUAUAUUGUUAAGUUUGUAUUAAAUGCUUAAAAAUUAUAUGCUUGUCUUUAUUUUUUUUAAUUUCAUAUUUGCACCCUGGUCUUUUUAAUAAAAAUAAACUACAGUUGAACAUGAA